AUGAAUGACGAAGAGAGAAAGAGAGAGAGCAGCCCCGGGGACCGUCUUAUUCGCGAAGAAUACAAUGGAAAUCAUCAACAAAGGGAACAGGGCACGCACCCGGGCGUGAAGAUGGUUCGUCAGCAAUACAGCCUCAUUCUCGGAUUCAGUUACAUCAAGUACGUUCGGUCUACCCUGGGAUUGGACAGUUUCAAGUCUUCACUCUUGCUUCAGCAUCAGUCUCUCGAAGCAGGGAGUGCCCCCGUGAUGAUGAUCUGGGCGGGCGCAGAAACCCAGGCGAAGAAUACGAGACGGGGCGAUACCAUCUCCGCUGAUUGGGUACUUUUAAGUCCGUACGGUGGCUGUGUCUGCAAAGUAAUUUAA
Molecule: messenger RNA, 363 nt
Organism: Penicillium soppii
Lineage: Eukaryota; Fungi; Ascomycota; Eurotiomycetes; Eurotiales; Aspergillaceae
Exons: 1
Coding region: 1-363 (120 amino acids)
Source: RefSeq, a predicted model, not a curated record